Molecule: messenger RNA, 956 nt
Organism: Frankliniella occidentalis (western flower thrips)
Lineage: Eukaryota; Metazoa; Arthropoda; Insecta; Thysanoptera; Thripidae
Exons: 3
Coding region: 184-900 (238 amino acids)
Source: RefSeq, a predicted model, not a curated record
AACCCUGGCUGCAACACAGAAAAGUUUGAGGGACCUCACAGUGAUCAGGAAGAGUUCAUAGAAAAUCAUUACAAUUGCAUUUUGUGUCAUUCACACAGAGCUUUGUACCUAUUUUACCAUUCUUUUAUUUGCCUUCAGUUGAAGACUGAAACGUGGGAAAAAUUACCAAACCUACUGAACUCAAUGCCAGGCGCACAGUAUGAAGCAGCGACAUGGAGAAAGUCAUACCAAGACUGGAAAAGUGAGUGCAAGAAGAAGUACUUGCACAAUAAAAAGUAUAAAAAUGCAACUGACAACAACCCUAGACAUAAACCAAAGAAAUUAAAUGAUUUGGAAGAAAUUUGCCUCAAAGAAUUCCAUACGAAAGAGUCCCUUGAAGGAAAUGGGACAAUAGAUCCGGAUAGGGAUAUUGUGGAGGAGACCGAGGAGAACUCAAGCGAGGAGACCACAGAGCAGUAUAACAAUGAACUUCAAAUGCCACUUGAAGACUCUUUUGAGUUGCAUGUGGUAGAUGAUACUGGGGACAGCAACAAUACAUUUGUGGAGGUGUUGACACCCUGCCCAAGCAGCUCAAGCCAGUGGAAAUCUAGUCAAGUACUGCAGGUAUUAUCACCAUCACCUUCGACACCCUGCUCAAGUAAACUGCCCCCCCCCCAAAGGAAAACAGAAUCAGAGAUUAGGAAAGAUGUAAGCAAGCGAGUGAGGAAGGAGAUGGAGUUGAGGGAAGGCAGGCCUGUAGAGGUGGAGCAGCUGGAGACUUUUAUGGAGCGAACAAAAAUGCAAACUAGUGUUCUGGAGUCUAUAGCCACAUCUCUGCAGGCCCUCGUAGGGUCUCAAGAGGAGCUGGUCAAAGCUCAAAAAACUACCAAUAAGUAUUUGAAAGAUCUUCUAGAACAGUAGUAUACUUUGUUUCUACCUUUAUUGUUUGAUUUAACUUCACGUAGUGUAAGGUGGGA